Molecule: messenger RNA, 5197 nt
Organism: Motacilla alba alba
Lineage: Eukaryota; Metazoa; Chordata; Aves; Passeriformes; Motacillidae
Gene: DUSP16
Product: dual specificity phosphatase 16
Exons: 9
Coding region: 679-2640 (653 amino acids)
Biological process (GO): protein dephosphorylation; negative regulation of MAPK cascade
Cellular component (GO): nucleus; cytoplasm
Molecular function (GO): MAP kinase tyrosine/serine/threonine phosphatase activity; protein tyrosine/threonine phosphatase activity
Source: RefSeq, a predicted model, not a curated record
GCGGGCGGCGGGAGCCCUCCCUCCCUCCUCCCGCAUGCCCUUCCCCGCCGCCCCCUCACCUCCGGAGGAGAGCGCCCGCAGUGGACAGGUCGCUGCCCCGGCCCGGGCGGGCUCCGGCCGCCUCCGCAGGUGGGCCAUAUUAUUUGGAUGUCUCGUUCUCAUUAGGCAGAAUGCCUUAUGUUUAAAAGUUAACCACUGUCUGAAGACUCUGAGAUCCCAUCUUACCCUCUUGCCUGGUAAUUCCUUCUGCUGGCCUUUGUAUGUGGACCACCUUCUGUCCUGUUCAGGCCAUAUAAAUUGUGACUUAAAUGUAGGCUCUCAAUCUGGUAUAAAGCUGAUGGGUGGGAGCAAAGGUAAAGAAUGAUGUAAUGCAGCAGCAGCCAGAAAGCAUCUUUUGUGUGAAUUGUGAAAUGGCUACUCCGUAGUCAUCUCCCGAUGAAUCAGACGCGAGGGGCCGCUUUGUGGAGCCAACCCUUUGUACAUCAACUGGAAGCAGGAGGAGACGCUCAGCCCAACAGCUCUUUCUGAAAAUGGAUUUAACUUUUCUUUUGCCAGUCACUACCAGCAUGACCUCAUACACUUCUAGUACAAUGGUGUGGCUAAGCCUUUGAGUACACAGCCAUUACAUCAUCGCAGCAAAUUAGAGAGGGCGGUGGGGAAAGAGGCCUCGUUGUUGUCAUGGCCCAUGAGAUGAUCAGGACCCAGCUCAUUGUGGCCGAGAAGUUGGUGGCUUUGCUGGAGAGUGGGACAGAGAAGCUGCUGCUGAUUGAUAGCCGCCCCUUUGUGGAGUACAACACCUCCCACAUCCUGGAUGCCAUCAACAUCAACUGCUCCAAGCUCAUGAAGCGCAGGCUGCAGCAGGACAAAGUUUUGAUCACAGAGCUCAUUCAGCACUCAGCAAAACACAAGAUUGAAAUUGAUUGCAAGCAGGAAGUGGUGGUGUAUGACCAAAGUUCUAAAGAUGUGACCUCUCUCUCAUCUGACUGUUUUCUUACUGUGCUCCUGGGCAAACUGGAGAAGAACUUCAGCUCUGUGUAUCUGCUUUCAGGUGGAUUUGCUGAGUUCUCCAGCUCUUUCCCUGGUCUCUGUGAAGGAAAAUCCACACUCAUCCCUACUUGCAUUUCUCAACCCUGCCUACCUGUUUCCAACACUGGCCCAACUAGAAUCCUGCCUCAUCUCUACCUUGGGUGUCAGCGAGAUGUCCUCAACAAGGAGCUGAUGCAGCAGAAUGACAUUGGCUACGUCCUGAAUGCCAGCAAUACUUGUCCAAAGCCUGAUUUUAUUCCAGAAUCCCAUUUCCUCAGAGUGCCUGUGAAUGACAGCUUUUGUGAGAAAAUUUUGCCUUGGUUGGAUAAAUCAGUCGAUUUUAUAGAAAAAGCAAAAGCAUCCAAUGGCCGUGUGCUGGUGCACUGUUUAGCUGGGAUAUCUCGCUCUGCCACAAUUGCCAUUGCAUACAUCAUGAAAAGAAUGGAUAUGUCCUUGGAUGAAGCUUACAGAUUUGUGAAAGAAAAGAGGCCAACCAUUUCUCCCAACUUCAACUUCCUGGGCCAGCUUUUGGAUUUCGAGAAGAAGCUCAAGAACCAGAGCGGUCAGCCUGGCCACAUCAGCAAGCUGAAGCUCCUGCACUUGGAGAAGAGCAGCGAGCAGGUGCAGGUGCUGGAAGGGGGGCUCCAGAGCAGCCUCUCCCCCGGGCAGCUCUGCCUCUCCGCCGCCCCGGAGCUGCUGGAGCCCAAGGCCACGGAGGGCGGCGCGGCCCCCCGCGGGCACCCGGCCCCGCUGGAGGACGGCCCGCUGCUGCAGGGCAUCAACGGGCUGCACGUCUCCCUGGACAAGGUGGAAGACAGCAACCGGCUGAAGCGCUCCUUCUCCUUGGAUAUCAAAUCCGUGUCCUACUCGGCGAGCAGCAGCUGCGUCACCGCAUCGGUGCAGGGCUUCGCCUCCUCCGAGGACACGCUGGAGUACUACAAACACGCGGCUGGGCUGGAGGGCAGCAGCAAGCUGUGCCAGUUCUCCCCCGUGCAGGAGGUGUCGGAGCAGAGCCCGGGGAGCAGCCCCGACAAGGAGGAGGCGGCCCGGCCGCAGGAGGCCCCGGGCCCGUGGCCGCUGGACAGCCCGGCCUCACGGCCGCACCCCCGGCCCCUGCUGUACCCCCUGCACCGCAGCGGCAGCGUGGAGGACGCCUACAGAACGAACUUCGUGUUCGGGCUCUCCAGCAGCCAGCAGCACCUGGCCAAGUCCGCCGCGGGGCUGGGCCUCAAGGGCUGGCACUCGGACAUCCUGGCCCCGCAGCCCUCGUCGCUCACCAACAGCUGGUAUUUCGCCGCCGAGUCCUCGCAUUUCUACUCGGCCUCGGCGGUGUUCGGGGGCGGCGCCGCCUUCCCCGCCUACAGCUGCAGCCAGCUGCCCUCGGGCUGCGAGCAGCCGGGCGCCGUGCGCCGCCGGGCCCGCCAGGCCGACCGCGGCGACUCCCGGCGCAGCUGGCACGAGGAGAGCUCCUUCGAGAAGCAGUUCAAGCGCAGGAGCUGCCAGAUGGAGUUCGGGGAGAGCAUCCUGUCGGACAACAGGUCCAGAGAGGAACUGGGCAAAGUGGGCAGUCAGUCGAGUUUUUCAGGCAGCAUGGAAAUCAUUGAAGUGUCCUGAGGGGCGGAGGCUCGCGUGACUGCGGCGGAGCCGCUCCCCCAGCGUGUGAGAGGUCCCUGUAAAUCUGAAACUUUGGGGAAAAAGGUGGGGGGAAGAAAGAACCGGAGACUUUCCUGGGAGCCAGGAAAAGGGUGGUACUGCAGGGAAGCGACCACGGCCUCUGCCCGAGGAGACCAAGGUUGCUGCUGGGUUUUCUCCUCCCCUCUCCGGGAGAAGGGUACAACAUUUCACAGACCUUUCCCUGUCAGAGGAAGCAAUUCCGUGCAACGGAUUGCCCAUCCUUUCAGUGGCUUUCAACAAGGAAGCUCUCUUGGUGUCAAACCCUUUCUCUGCUUCCACUGAAUCAGGCUCCUACCUGUCAGAACUAGUUUUGUUCUUCCCUCCCAUGCCCCACGUCUUCACCAGUGCACCUUAGCCCUGACACUGAGCCAACCUCUGGAGGGAGACCUUUUUCCUAUAAGAAAAGGAGACUGGGAGCGAUUCCAAAGGCCAUCGGGACCGGUUACAGCAAGGCUGGUCUGAACACACCGUUCAGACAAAUGUAAAUACUGGUGUAACUAUUGUUCUAAUGAAUAGGCUUUAGGUGAUUCGCUAGAGAGCUGCUUCAGAGAAAACAAAACCCCAGUACCUCAAAAAUACAUAAAAUAAACUAGGGCUUUAUGGCUGCCACAUGCUGGUAGUGAGUUCAUAAACAAUGUGAACAAGUAAUGACUGGCCACGUUUAAUUUUAUUUUUUUUUAAAGCUGUCCACGCACAAGUGUUUCAGUUGGCUCAGCAGCAAUUCUUAAAAGAUGAAUGAACCAUACUUAGGACUGUUUCCCCCAGUCUUUUGAUAAAGUAUUUGUAUUUUUGAUACUCAGCUGGCUUCUGGGAGAGGGGUAGCUGCUUUGGCUUCUAAGCUAUAAAGGAGUGGUUGAUACAUAGAGCUACAUGCAAGAGAAGUGGCUGGUGUGAGUGGCCACAACACACUUUUCAUGCCCAUUAACAAUUCAAUUGCUGAAAAACAAUUCAAAUAUUUGGGGCUUUUUUAAGGUAAAAAUGAGCUGGGGUGGGCUUUUGUCAUUAACUGAGCAGUUCCGGGGUGGAACUGCAGAUGCUCAAGGCUCUACCACAUCCUCACCCUCUGUACCCCAGGGCAGACAUCGCCAUCUCGAGGAGGUGUCACAGCCCUGGUUUCACAGGAGACGAGGCACAGCCCUUCCCAUGUUUUUAACAGCGACCCAGCUGCUUCCCCUCCCACCUUGGCUGCUGCUCACCUUGGGCUCCGUGUGCACAUUGCCAUGAGAGGUUUAUGGUCAGCGAGGGAUGGUAGCCGAGCCACCGUGUAAAGCUGCAUCCUUCCUGCCCCCAGGGCCUUCCCCAGCACUCCUCAGAACACCUUGAGGGGAAACUGUAUUCUUUUGUCCCAUUUCAGUGCAGGCAGCUGAAAACUCUAGUAACAAAUAAUUAACCCUGGCCAACAGCUUUAAAAAAAAAAAUCGUCAGCAGCAAACUGAAGCCCUAAUUCAAGUCAGCAGCUUGGGUUAUGUUUGGGGUUUUUUUACUGUAAGUUUAGCUAGUUUGUGACUCAAAUCUCAGGUUUUACUAUAUUGAAAAGUGGAGAAGAUUUUUGUCAUUGUUUUGUUUUGUGGCUAGGAUGUGACUUUAAUUUCCUACAAUGGACCGUUGAAAAUAGCACUGAAAGCUACAGCAUUGAUUAACUUGAUCCUAAAAAGUGCAAAAGGCACAGAGAGAGGAGGCACCAGGAGUCACUGAGCCCCGAGGCUCUUUGUGCUGCGUGUGCAAGAGGCUGGACAAAGGGCCUGGGCAAGGGAGAGGCUGACAUCACCCUGGACACCGUGUCAGGUGCUGGCUGUUCACUGAACGUGCUGCCACUUGUCUCUGUUUACAUCUCCAGUGGAAGUGAUUACAUCACAGCUAUUUUCAGCUGUGUGUGUAUUUGCCUAUGUUAACAGCUGAGCAGGGCUCCUCUCAGCCACAUUUCAGGAAAAGCGGGUGGCUUUGAUUUAAACCAGUUAAUGGGAGUUAGCAUGUAUCAAUCCCUAGAGGCAGAAACAGAUUCUUCCUCUUGUGCUUCCUCAGACACAUGUGUUGUCCCCUUCUUUGUAUGUUUGGGGUUGGUUUGGUUGAUUGCCUUUUGAAGAACUGAAAUCUGGUCUUGUGGCUCCUCGUGAUUCCCAGUGUGUUCUGGAUGAAUCCAAGGUGGAAGCUCAGUACUUAGAGGGGGCAGGUUCCCAUAGGAGGAAGCCUUAACCCCGUGUCCUGCACAGGGUGGUGCCCUGGCUCAUACCUGAACUAGAGUCCUAUCCCUGAACAAUACUGGAAAUGGUUUGCAGAAGGCUGAAAAGCAAAGUGGAGGAUGCGAGAGGGAAAAAUGUGUACAUAUUCAGUAUGAAUAUAACGUAUGGCAUUUGGUGUGUGGCAUAAUUGGCACGUUUGGUGUAUGGCAAUGGUGAAAUGGUUCAGAGAGAUGUGAGUUUCUCAUCUUGUUGUGUCAUGAGCAUUACAUGUAUGUUAUGAUGAAAUAAAAUCAGAAAUGGUACCUGUUUAUACAGAA